Messenger RNA from Papilio xuthus (Asian swallowtail), 2670 nucleotides. RefSeq names its product monocarboxylic acid transporter silnoon (gene Sln). Gene Ontology annotation, molecular function: monocarboxylic acid transmembrane transporter activity. NCBI's taxonomy places the organism in Eukaryota, Metazoa, Arthropoda, Insecta, Lepidoptera, Papilionidae. The transcript has 18 exons. Gene Ontology annotation, biological process: monocarboxylic acid transport; transmembrane transport. The coding region runs from base 350 to 2506 and encodes 718 amino acids. The record is from RefSeq and is a predicted model, not a curated record.
CGGUCACGUCAUUUUUACCUAUAAAUUAAAUAUUAACAAUUUAAUACUAUCACUAUUAUAAAUUUAUUAUUACGUAAAAUGUUGGUCGGCUAUACACCAUAAUUUUCGCAUCGUAUUGCGAAGAAAAAAAGUGUUGAGAGAAAUUGUUUUUUUUUUCUUCGAUUAUAAAGUAAAAUAAAUUUAUUAAAACGGCUUCUUUACAAGUGAAAAAAGUAACAAAACCAAUGCAUUUAGCGGCGCAUGCCGUUUUUACUCCGAGUGUAAGAUUGAAUUCAACAGAAUCAGAGGACCACUUUAAAGGAUACAUCUCUAUAUCUCAGCCUGCACCUCCCGAUAUUCUUAAUACGCGAUGUCGUUACCAAGAGAAUUUAUAUUUAAAAAGGAGUUAUCAAGACUCGAAGACCAGGUCCUCGGCACCUCCGCUCCACCGACGUCUACCGCACCUUUGUCUUGCUCCAUCGACUUACCAGCUACCGACACUAUUGGCGAGGCCAGCCUGUCGCCGGACAAUGCAGGCUCGUUGUUAUCAAUACAGUCAGCACCUCCAGAACAAAGGACGAUGCCUCCGGAGCAAAGGGAACGGCCAGCGAGCCUCCUGCUUGAGUUACCACUAGCCACGCAAGUUGGUGCGUAUCUGUCUGCGAUGUCGCCGACGGAGCAGGAAGAGGACUCCCUGCUGACGUUAUCGUCGGUGACCGCACGGCCGUUGCUCGCCGCCUCUAGGAACCUGCGCCCAAGACCUGACUCUACUGAUAUACCAUGUCCUCCGGACGGUGGGUACGGUUGGGUGGUUGUGUUUGGUGCAUUCAUGGUUCAAUUCUGGGUGGCCGGUCUAUUCAAGUCAUAUGGAGUGCUGUAUGUUGAGAUAAUGGAAACAUUCCCUGAUUCAUCGGAGUCUGUUGCCUCGUGGAUACCAGCUGCGCUGUCUACAUUGUGUCUUGCACUUGCUCCGUUAUCUUCAGCGUUAUGUGAGAAAUACUCGUGUCGUCUGGUCGUGUUCAUUGGUGGACUGUUCUGUGCUACUGGACUAGCACUGUCCUUCUUCAGCACUGGAUUAUUACAUUUAUUGCUAAGCUUCGGUGUUAUGACUGGUAUCGGGGGUGGAUUAUCAACAACUCCUGGGAUCGUUAUUGUCUCGCAAUAUUUUGAUAAACAUAGAGCGUUGGCGAAUGGUAUUUGCGUGAGCGGGACGGCUGCUGGGAGUUUUGUUUUUCCAAUGUUAAUAGAAAAGUUGGUUGAUACAUACGGACUACAUGGGACUGUGCUGUUACUCGGCGGCGGCAUGCUGCAUGUGUGCGUGUCGGCGACGCUGUACCGCGCCCCGCCCACACCCCGCCCCGUCACACCCGUCACCACCACCACCACGGAGAAUACCACCCUUUUACAUGAUAUACAAGAAGGUAAAGCUGAUUUGAAUAAAGACAACAAAUUAGUGAACCUCUUCCAGACGGACCCAGAAUUGGCUUUGAAUCAGAAGAACGCAUUACUAAGUGAUGACAAGAGAACUAAUUUGCUUACAGAAAUUAUACAUCCAAGUCUUAUUGAGGUUGCUCGACCUCCUUUACCAUCUCAGCUCUCGGAUUCAGAAGAUUCUGAAGGUUUGGAUGUAUUGGGUGUAGUAGGUCUACCACGAGAAGUAGCUCGUCUUCGUCUCAGACCAACCAGGUCAUCAUCCAUCCUGCAUUCAGUUGAAGAUCUGUCUACAGAUAGUACAUGUGUCUACAAGGCAAGUCGAAGAAAGCUCAGUAGAUCCUUAUACAUUCGGCCACCGUUACCAAGUCGCCUGAUCCAGAACCAACUAUCAGAGCCGGUGAUUGAUACGAAGAAAGAGGAAGUAAGGAAAGAAGAGAAUACAGAAGUAGAAGAUAAGAAACAUGGAUGUAUUGAUAAGAUUUCAAGAUAUCUGGACGUGUCACUCCUCAAAUCGUGGAGAUUUGGUCUGCUAUGUGCAUCCGUAGCACUGAUGUCUUGUGGUUCUCCAUACGCCCUUUACUAUCUGCCCGCGUAUACUGUUGCAGCUGGACAUAGCAAAUCUGCCGCUGGUCGUCUAGUAGCAAUCAGUGCAGUACUAGAUUUAUGCGGACGUCUAGGUCUUGGUUGGUUAUGUGACCUGCAUCUGUUCUGCAGAAGAAAGGCGUAUAUUCUCAGUAUUCUGGUUGCGGGAGCUGCUGUAUUAACUCUGCCAAGUUUGUCAUCAUGGUGGGCGCUGGCGAUUGCUUCAGGUGCAUAUGGUCUAUGUCUGGGAUGUUGGUUUCUACUUGUCCCAGUUCUGUUAGCGGAUGCAUUUGGGACAGCACGUAUCGCCUCAUCUUACGGCCUUGUUAGAAUGUUCCAGAGUUUAGCCGCAGUUUCCGUACCACCAACUGCUGGUAUGGUUCGUGAUAUAACAGGUGGGUAUUCUUGGUGUUUCUACGGCAUGGGUUCCUGUAUGGUGUUGGGUUCGAUUCCUGUUAUUGCAUUUCAUAUCACUACUAAAAAUGAAGACAAUGAUUCGACUGUAGAUUGAUUGAUCGCCUAUUUAUUGUGUAUUUCAGUCAGUUUAUAAUCUCACUAAUCAUAUUGUAUAGAUAAAUUACAAGGAAAUCAUCAAGUUAAAGUAACUUGAAUUAUAAUCGUAAACUCUUUCCUCUCGUCAGUUUAUAAUCUAACUAGUCAUAUUAUGAACUGACG